Messenger RNA from Aspergillus brunneoviolaceus CBS 621.78, 1602 nucleotides. RefSeq names its product S8 family peptidase. Gene Ontology annotation, molecular function: serine-type endopeptidase activity. Gene Ontology annotation, biological process: proteolysis. The record is from RefSeq and is a predicted model, not a curated record. The transcript is spliced from 3 exons. Lineage: Eukaryota; Fungi; Ascomycota; Eurotiomycetes; Eurotiales; Aspergillaceae. Bases 1 to 1602 code for a protein of 533 amino acids.
AUGGUGGUCACGAAACAGACCGCGGACACAAUUCGAGAUUAUCUGAAAGUUCAUUACCUGAGGACACGGGAUCACGACCAAGCGAUUGAACUGCUAUACGGACGAGACCGACCCAGAGAUCUAUACUUCGACCUGUACGAGUCUUCGUCACGAUACAUCGACCAGGACUGGAUUAGCCGUGGACUAGAGUACCUAUGCUUUGAGGACACAUUGCAAUAUGUUGCACUUCCGCGUCUCGAAUUGACGAAAAAGGUGCAAUCCGUCGAUUCGCGAUUUGCACGUGUGAGAAGUCUACUGCCUGAUGGUGAGGGUCGACGUGAUAUGGUAUUUUUGUUUGACUUUCUGCGAAAGAAGGGAGUAUCACGUAUUUUGCGAGUUAUUGUGGACGACACGACCUCUCCCGCGCACAGCGACGAAGCAAUAGAACAGGCGCUGGGAGGCUUUCGAGUCGAGGUGUGGGACUGGCGCAAGAUCGACAUCUCCAUUGACACGAUCAUUAGUGUGGCGCUGGAUGUUCGGGAGGUGUAUUUGUACUGGAGUGGGAACAACGCAGUGCUGCGUGGAUGGAGCGAUCACGGCGGUCUGGCACAAUUGAAAAGCCUGCGGACUGUGCACCUGCACGUUAGCCAGGUACGUAGAGAACACGAAGUGAUGGAUGAAGACGUGCGUGUGGCGUUGAUUGACGAUGGUGUUGACAUUGAGGAAAAGACUCUGCGAGGUAAGAUUAUCGGCGGUCGCAGUUUCUGCCCACGGGACUAUGCACAGCACUUGCAGCGGCCCUUCUAUGUGUCAGGCAGUGGGCAUGGGACCGUCAUGGCGAGCCUCAUCUGCCGGGUGUGUCCCACUGCAAAGUUGUUUGUAGUCAAGCUGGCGGAGCAUGUCAGCGAGAAUUCAACCCGUCGGAUCACAGCCAAGAGUGCAGCUAAGGCUGUUCGCGCAGCAAUUGACCGACAGGCUCACAUUAUCUCCAUGUCAUGGACGAUCGAACGCAAUGAACAGAAUGCGGCCGACAUUCGAGAUUUGGAAGCCGCGAUCGGAGCCGCUGCUAACGCAGGCAUCCUGAUGUUCUGUGCCGCGAAUGAUCAAGGGGCGGCGUUGGAUGUCAGCUUCCCUGCUGCUUGUGCCAAUACCAAGAACAUCUUCAAGAUCGGUGCUGCGGAGGCUUCUGGCGCGGUAUGGAAGUGGGUAGGAGACGCGGCGGCUGUCGACUUCAUCUUUCCCGGCCACAAAGUGGUGAAAGAGCGACCCAACGACGCACCGAUCGACAAAUGCCAGACUUUGACGGGGUCUUCGGUAGCAACAGCUAUCGCAUCUGGGUUAGCAGCGCUGAUUCUCUAUUGCGUGGAGCUCAGCUUCGUGCAGAGCGAGGCUGUCAACCCACCUGGCAAGGUGGAUCACUUCGAGGGUCUUUCACGUCAUGAGCGCAUGCGUGAGGCCUUCUUAGCAAUUGGUACAACUCAGAGCAGUGGAAACAAGUAUAUCGAGGUGUGGAAUGUGUUUGAGAAGGCCGUGGAGAAGAGCCAGGGAAAGCCACCAGACCAAUUCCCAGCGAUUGUCAAUGAGGUUGCGAACAAGCUGAAGGCCAGAAAGAUGCUGGAGUGA